GACUCGCCGUGUCAAUCAUCUUCUUCUUCGUCAGCCUCCCUUCCACCGCCAUAUUGGGCCACUAAAAAAGGGGGCUCGUCUUUUCGGGGUGUUUUCCGCCCCCUCUCCUCUCUCCACUUUCUCUGCGCGCGGCGCGGCUUGGACGGCGCAAGGCUCAGGGAGCAGACACCCGCGGGCUCGCUCCGGCUGGGAUUCGGACGGGCCAGCCCUCCCGCUCCUCCCCUCCCCUCCCCGCCCUCUCGCGCGCCCGCACACUUGAUCGGCGGAGGCGGCGGCGGCGGCUUCGGCUGUGCGUCCGGGGCUUCCCCGCUCUGCUCCCGCACCCUGCGCGCCCCCUUAGUGCGGCGGCCACUCGCCUCGGUCGGUCUCUCUUGGCUCCUAGCGCUGUAGUACGCGCGCCGGGCUCGGCUGCGUCUGAGCGUCCGGCUGCGUUCGGUUUUGUUUUGCGGAGAGCCCGCGCUAGAGGAGAGGCGGUGGGGGUCCAGACCGGGCCCAGGGGGUUCAAGAUGUCUAACGUGAGAGUGUCCAACGGGAGCCCAGUCCUGGAGCGCACAGACGCCAGGCAGGCGGAGCACCCCAAGCCGUCCGCCUGCAGAAACCUCUUCGGUCCGGUGAAUCACGAAGAGCUGAGCCGGGACCUGGAAAAGCACUGCCGAGACAUGGAGGAGGCGAGCCAGCGCAAGUGGAAUUUCGACUUCCAGAAUCACAAGCCCCUGGAGGGCAAGUACGAGUGGCAGGAGGUGGAGAAGGGCAGCUUGCCCGAGUUCUACUACAGACCUCCUCGGCCGCCCAAAGGCGCCUGCAAGGUGCCGGCGCUGGAGAUCCAAGACCUCAGCGGAACGCGUCCCGCCGCGCCGGGUGCGGGGUCCCAGGCCAACUCCGAGGACACGCACCUGGGAGAUCCAAAGACAGAGCAGUCGGACGGCCCUACAGCCUUGGCCGAGCAGUGCGUCGGGAUGAGGAAGCGACCUGCUACGGAUGAUACUACCCCUCAAAACAAAAGAGCCAACAGAACAGAAGAAAAUGUUUCAGACGGUUCCCCGAACUCCGGUUCGGUAGAGCAGACGCCCAAGAAGCCGGGCCUCAGAAGACGUCAGACGUAAACAACUCGCCUUCAGAAUAUGUUUCCUGGUUUGUCCGAGACACCCCAGCUUGAGGGAGCAAGGAAGAUGUACAUGACCGAUUUAAAGACGUAUGGCUGACUCCAUGGAACGGACAUCUUGUAUAAGCACUGAACAGCAACAACACCAUAACACUAAAAUGUUUAGGCACUCUUAAAUGAUCUGCCUCUAAAAGCAUUGGAUGUAGCAUUGUGCAAUUAGGUUUUUCCUUAUUUGCUUCAUUGUACUACCUGUGUAUAUAGUUUUUACCUUUUAUGUAGCACAUAAACAUUGGGGGCAGGGGAGGGCAGGGUGGGGCUGCAGAAUUGGCAUGGGUGGGUAUGAAGAGCUGGCUUCGGUUGAUAGCAAGGAAGAAAAUAUUUGACUUGCCAAGAAGAGAAGCAAUUGGAUGGAGAAGAUUGAAUUGUUUUCUUUAAAGAUGUAAUGUCCCUUUCAGUGAAAAGUGAUAUAUCAUAUUUUUAAAUCAUUACCAUUUGGACACUGGCUACAAAUAGUUGCUUUUUAUUUUUAUAGGAAGCUUACUUUUAUUUGGGCCCUCCAAUGAUUUUUCUAAGUAGCAGCAAAUGGCUUAAAAAAAAAAGCAACCAAAAAAUUAUCCCAGUGCCUCCCCCCUAAAGUAUCUCUUAGUUGGAACUUACCAGUUAAUUAUUCAGCUGUUUGCUAAUCACUCCAGGAAAUUCUAGGCAGAAACCUUAAGGUGGACAGGGGGGAAUUCUGGACCCCCUCAAAUCUGACCAUGUAUUUUUUGUCACACCAGCUGAGAAAUUUUUCUUACAUUUUGGUUUCACUUUGGGUUUUGUGGACACAGUCAAAAUAAUUUUUAAAAAUCUGUAACUUCACACACACAAAAAGAGAUAGUCUUUCAUUUUAAGCUUCUCCUGCUCAUUUCUUAAUUUGUCCAACAGGAAUGAGGGGUUUCUUAAGGAAGGUAUGCAUAGAGAGAAGGCACACUUGGGGAACAAGUGAAAUGCAUACUACAUCUUUCAACAGUGUUUCUUCAUUGCCUGUGUAUGUGUAUGGAACAGAACCAUUUGAAAUGUACCUGUGUACAUAACUCUGUAAAGACACUGAGAAAUUAUACUAACUUAUUUAUGUUAAAAAGAAAUUUCUUCUUCUUCUUCUUUUUUAAUCUAGACAAUAUACAAGCCAAAGUGGCAUGUCUUGUGCAUUUGUAAAUGCUUCUUCUGGGUAGAAUAGGUUUUUCCCUUCUUCUGUUAAAUAAUAUGGCUGUGCUUAAAAAAGUUGCAUACUGAGCCAAGUAUAAUUUUUUGUAAUGUGUGAAAAAAGAUACCAAUUAUUGUUACACAUCAAGCAAUCAAUAAAGAAAACUUCCAUAGCUA
This is a messenger RNA of Ochotona curzoniae (black-lipped pika), 2461 nucleotides long. It is a transcript of the gene CDKN1B, whose product is annotated as cyclin dependent kinase inhibitor 1B. Gene Ontology annotation, biological process: regulation of cell cycle; G1/S transition of mitotic cell cycle; negative regulation of cell population proliferation. Gene Ontology annotation, cellular component: cytoplasm; nucleus. The record is from RefSeq and is a predicted model, not a curated record. NCBI's taxonomy places the organism in Eukaryota, Metazoa, Chordata, Mammalia, Lagomorpha, Ochotonidae. Gene Ontology annotation, molecular function: protein-folding chaperone binding; cyclin-dependent protein serine/threonine kinase inhibitor activity. Bases 507 to 1103 code for a protein of 198 amino acids. The transcript is spliced from 3 exons.